AUGAUGUGGUUUGCUCUUUUUACAGCCCUCGCUGGUUGUGCCAGCACCUAUGCUGACCUUAAACAGCAUGUAUACCGCAACCGAGAUGAACCCUCUGGCGUCACGAAGCGUGGUGGCCUUGCAGAAUCGCUGCCGUUUUACCCGUCGCCAUGGAUGAAUCCAAGUGCUGAUGGCUGGACGGAAGCAUACGUCAAGGCUAGGGAUUUUGUGUCGCAGAUGACUCUCCUGGAAAAGGUCAAUUUGACGACAGGAGUAGGAUGGGAGGGCGAGCAAUGCGUCGGCCAGGUCGGUUCUGUUCCCCGCCUGGGGCUCACCUCGUUCUGCAUGCAGGACUCACCCGUUGGCGUGCGUGAUACGGACUACAACUCAGUCUUCACGUCGGGCCAGACCGCUGCAGCCACCUUCGACCGCCAACUCUUGUACGCCCGUGGAUUGGCCAUGGGUCAGGAGCACCGUGGCAAGGGCGUCACCGUGCAGCUGGGUCCUGUUGCUGGACCAAUUGGUCGAUCUCCUGAGGGCGGCCGCAAUUGGGAGGGAUUCUCUCCCGACCCAGUACUGACCGGCAUUAGCAUUGCUGAGACUAUCCGUGGAAUUCAAGACGCUGGAGUUAUAGCCUGUGCGAAGCAUUUUAUCGGAAACGAGCAGGAACAUUUCCGCCAGGCAGGCGAGGCGCUGGGCUUUGGAUACAAUAUCGCCGAAUCGGUUUCAUCCAACAUAGACGACGUUACGAUGCACGAGCUUUAUCUUUGGCCGUUUGCGGAUGCGGUGCGGGCGGGCGUCGGAUCGUUCAUGUGCUCCUACAACCAGGUCAACAACUCAUACAGUUGCCAAAACUCCAAGCUUCUCAACAACUUGCUGAAGGGCGAGCUUGGCUUCCAGGGAUUUGUCAUGUCAGACUGGCAAGCUCAGCAUUCUGGUGCGGCGAGCGCCCUGGCUGGUCUAGACAUGACAAUGCCCGGCGACACAGAAUUCAACAGUGGCUAUAGCUUCUGGGGAGCCAAUCUGACUUUGGCUGUGAUAAAUGGCACCCUGCCAGAAUGGCGUAUUGACGACAUGGCCACGCGAAUCAUGGCUGCGUUCUUCAAGGUGGGCAAUACUGUCGGAGGACAGAUUCCCAUUAAUUUCGACUCCUGGACGCUCGACACAUACGGACCAAUCCAUUAUGCUGCGGGCGUCGGCCACGGGCAGAUUAACCACCACGUUGAUGUCCGAGGAGAUCACGGGACACUGAUUCGGGAAAUUGCUGCGAAAGGAACGGUCUUGCUCAAAAACACCAACGGCGCGCUACCGCUGAACAAACCGCACUUUCUGGCGGUUAUCGGCGACGAUGCCGGCUCCAAUUUGGCGGGUCCCAAUGGCUGUUCCGACCGAGGAUGUGAUAACGGAACGUUGGGAAUGGCCUGGGGCUCUGGGUCGGCAAACUUUCCGUAUUUGGUCACACCUGAUGCCGCUCUGCAGGCCCAGGCGCUGAAGGAUGGCAGCAUGUACCAGAGCAUACUGUCCAACUACCAGACAUCUGCCAUACAGGACUUGGUGUCGCAGGAUGGUGUCACCAGCCUCGUGUUUGUCAACGCGGACUCGGGCGAGGGGUACAUCGAAGUGGAUGGCAAUGUGGGUGACCGCCUUAACCUGACGCUGUGGCAUGACGGGGACUCCUUGAUUGAGAAGGUCAGCAGUCUGUGUAACAACACGAUCGUCGUCAUUCACUCUACGGGCCCCGUGCUAGUGGGUGACUGGUACAGCAAACCCAAUGUCACGGCCAUUGUAUGGGCAGGUGUUCCGGGGCAAGAGUCGGGAAAUUCGAUCGUGGACGUGCUGUACGGUGCAGUCAACCCAGCGGCACGGACGCCAUUUACAUGGGGAAAGACACGCGCAAGUUAUGGUACAGACGUACUGUACGAACCCAAUGCAGAUGUGCCACAGGUGGAUUUUGAAGAGGGCGUGGCCAUUGACUACCGACAUUUCGAUCGCACGAACCAAACUCCGAUUUUCGAGUUUGGCUUUGGCUUGAGCUACACCAGCUUUUCUUACUGCGACCUGACGGUGCUCAAGAACACAGGCGCUGCACCGUACAAGCCAACGCAGGGGUUUACGGGGGCAGCGCCUAGCCUAAACACAACCAGGGCGUCGACGAAUCUGAGCGACUACAUGUUCCCGAGCCAGUCAUUCCCGUACGUGUGGCAGUACAUAUACCCCUACUUCAACACAUCGUCGUCUGCGCAAGAGGCAUCGCAGGAUCCAGACUACGGGAAGACGGCAGACGAGUUCCUUCCAGCCCACGCCACGGACGGAUCUCCGCAGCCACUCCUUCGGGCCGCAAGUCAGAACACGCCGGGUGGCAACGAGGGCCUGUACGAGAUUCUGUACAAGGUGUCGGCACUGGUGACCAACACGGGUCCGGUGGCAGGCGACGAGGUGGUGCAGCUGUAUGUGUCGCUGGGAGGGCCAAACGACCCGCCGGUGGUGCUGCGCGGCUUUGAGCGGCUGCGAGAUCUGGGGGCUGGUCAGGCGGGCCUUUUCUCGGCUGAUAUUACGCGACGGGAUCUGAGCAACUGGGAUCCGGUGCUCCAGGACUGGGUGAUCAGCAACUACACGAAGACGGUGUAUGUGGGGUCCAGCAGCAGGAAGCUGCCGCUCAAGGCCAUACUGCUCUAG
Messenger RNA from Grosmannia clavigera kw1407, 2655 nucleotides. RefSeq names its product beta-glucosidase 1 precursor. The record is from RefSeq and is a predicted model, not a curated record. Gene Ontology annotation, biological process: glucan catabolic process. The transcript has 3 exons. Bases 1 to 2655 code for a protein of 884 amino acids. Gene Ontology annotation, molecular function: beta-glucosidase activity. Lineage: Eukaryota; Fungi; Ascomycota; Sordariomycetes; Ophiostomatales; Ophiostomataceae.